GGUACUCGUACCCGGUCUGAGUCAAUGGGGCUUUAGCACUAAGGGGUUAAACGUUAAAAAUAAAAUAUAUGUAUUCACCCCAAACCCCCUUUAGUGUUUAGGUUUUGUGCAUUAAGAUAGUCAGACAUAGGUAACUCAUUAAGGAAAGUCUCCGGGAGAGAGGCAGAGACAUCUCCAGAGGCGUGCCUUUUUGUCUGUCGCCUGGCAGAAGGUUCAGUCGGGUCCCUCUCGUCGGCUGGCUUUUUGUGAGAGGAUAACUUCCACCAUAUCCUACAUUUACAGCUCAACCAAGCCGGCAAACUACUGCAACACUAUGGAUACUGGAGAUUGUCCCUUCCGGAAGAAACGGAGACCAUGGCGCAUGGACUUCUCAUCCUUUGCCUUGGUAACCGUGGCACUCGUCGUGUGCCAAACGACCGUGGUUCGUGCAGACCCAGUGGAUGUGUUGCGGGCUCUGCAGGUUCCCUCUCUCCCCGAGGGUGUGAAGAAAGUCCCCGGCUUCUGCACGUCCCGCCGCUCCGGCAACCCCGACCAUGCUUACCGCAUCAGCAAGAAGGCCCAGAUCUCUGCCCCCACCAAGCAGCUCUUCUCAGGUCGAUUCCCGGAGAACUUCUCCAUCAUGGCCCUGGUUAAGGCCCAGGCUGGUCUCCAGGCCUUCCUCCUCUCCAUCUACAGUGAGCAGGGCAUCCAGCAGCUGGGUAUUGAAAUGGGACGCUCCCCUGUUUUCCUGUACGAGGACCAGAAUGGCAAACCAGCCCCUGAGGACUACCCGCUGUUCAGAGGCGUCAACCUGGCUGAUGGCAAGUGGCAUCGCAUCGCUAUCUCUGUUUCCAAGAAAAAUGUGACACUGCUGCUGGACUGCAAGAAGAAGAUGACCCGCCCCCUUCCCCGCGGCAACAACGCCGAGGUUGACACCAACGGUAUCACAGUGUUUGGAGCCCGUCUGCUUGAUGAGGAGGUUUUCCAGGGAGAUAUCCAGCAACUGCUGAUCGCCUCCAACGCCCAGGCUGCCUAUGACUUCUGUGAGCACUACAGCCCUGACUGUGACUCCCCACUCCCCAAGAUCCAGUCUCAGGACCCCAACACAUACAAGAAGGUGAUCAAUGGAGAAGCAGUCCCCACUAAAUCCUCUCCUGUCAAACCAAAACCAGCUCCUGCUAAGCCAGCCAAGACUGGUUCAUCCAAACUUGUAGUGAAGUUGCCUAUGCCCACCAAAGCUCCCAAGACUGUCGCAGCCAAGGCAACCAAAGCUAAGCCCAGUGCAGUAGAGAUCCUCUUGUCUAAGAUCAAACCAACAGCAGCAGCUACAUCGAAGCCAACAGCUGCCCCAGCUAAGAAUGGCAAACCACUGGUUGAAAAAAAGGAAAAUGGUGCAGCUAAAGCCAAUGGCAAUGGAAAAGCAGCAGUAACUAAAACUAAUGGCAAUGCUAAAGCUACUGCUGAUGCCAAGCCAGCAGCUGAGGCCAAGGUGAAUGGAAAUGGCAAUGGCAAGGUUGUAGCUGAGAAAAAAGUCAAUGGCAAUGCAAAUGGUAAAUCUUCAUCAGAAAAGAAAGCCAAUGGAAAUGGAAAAUCCACUGUUGUGUCAAAGACUAAUGGAAACGGCAAUGGCAAAGCUACAGCAGAGAAGAAAGCCAAUGGAAAUGGCAAAACUACUAUUGAGGUUAAAGAGGUUAAAGUAAAAAUGAAUGGCAAAACUGAGAGUAAAGUCAGCAGUGAGGCUAAAGCCAAGGCCAAUGGCAAAGUUACUACUGUGGUAGAAAAGAAAGCUGUUGGCAAUGGUGCUGCAAAUCAGGCCAAAAUUGAAACCACUACAAAGGUAAAGACUGAGAAGGUCGUCAAAGUAGAAAAGACCGAAAAGACUGUGGUCAUUGCACCUAAAAUAGCUGCCAAAGUAGAAGCUACUAAGGCACCUAAACCGACAAAAGCAGCAAAACCCGAAGCUACAAAAGCAGCAGCAAAACCUGAAGCUACAAAAGCAGCAACAAAACCUGAAGCUACAAAAGCAGCAGCAAAACCUGAAGCUACAAAAGCAGCAGCAAAACCUGAAGCUACAAAAGCAGCAGCAAAACCUGAAGCUACAAAAGCAGCAGCAAAACCUGAAGCUACAAAAGCAGCAGCAAAACCUGAAGCUACAAAAGCAGUGAAACCUGAACCUACAAAAGCAGUGAAACCUGAACCUACAAAAGCACCAAAACCUGAAGCUACAAAAGCACCAAAACCAGAACCUACAAAAACAGUGAAGCCUGUGGCCACCAAAGCUCCAGCCGUGAAACCUCCUGUAAGGGAAGUCAAAGAGGUCACCAAAGUGAAAACUGUGGUCACCAAAGUCCCUCUGGUCAAAUCAACGGUCAGCAAAGUUUUGAAGAAUGUGAUCGAAAAGGUUACCAGCACGAAGAAAGUUGUUACAACAUCUGUCCCCGUCCAGCCCACUCCACCCAGACCUUCAAAACCUAAGGUGGUGGUGGACAAUAAUGUCAAGUCCCUGCACAAACCAUUCCCACCCUUUGGCAAGACUAUGCUGGGUGGAACUUCAGUCCCAGCGAAGAAAAAUACCAACGGUUAUCAACAGGAUGUAGAUACUGAAUAUUCCGAGGCUGGACACACCCCUACAGAGACUGAUUAUUACUAUGAGGAGACGGUGCCAGAGGGUGAGGUGAAUGGAGAGGAAGAGAUCCCUGUACAGCCCCAGGUGGAGACAACAUUGCUGGGCGAGGAGGUAGAUGCCACCAAGGCCGGCGGUGUGCUUGAGGAGCCCUUCACUGAGGAGUAUGUGACUGGGGACUUGGGCCUUAAGGAAUACGACUACUCCUACAGGGACUACAAUGAGCCAAUGGUGGAGACUGGAGAUGCCAACAUGGGCCCCGCCCUGUCCGCUGUGACAGAUGAGGGAGGCGCCGCUGUCAGAGGCCAAAAAGGAGAGAAAGGAGACCCUGCUGUCUUGGAGCCUGGUAUGCUGAUUGAAGGACCUCCAGGACCUGAGGGGCCUGCUGGUCCUACAGGCCCACCCGGCUCUUCUGGACCUCCCGGCUCUGUCGGUGACCCCGGCGAGAGGGGCCCUUCUGGUAAGGCUGGUCUGCCUGGAGCUGAAGGAAUCCCUGGACCUCCUGGAACAUCCGUCAUGCUGCCUUUCCGUUUCGGUCAGAGUGGAGGAGAUAAGGGUCCAGCCGUUUCUGCACAGGAAGCCCAGGCAGCAGCCAUCUUGUCUCAAGCCAGGAUGGCUCUGAAAGGACCUCCUGGACCAAUGGGAUACACUGGACGCCCUGGACCUUUGGGAAACCCAGGAAGUAAUGGUCUGAAGGGAGAGGGUGGAGACCCUGGUCCUCAGGGCCCCAGGGGACCCCAAGGUAUGAUGGGACCUCCAGGCAAAUCAGGCAGAAGAGGCCGUGCUGGAGCUGAUGGAGCCAGGGGAAUGCCAGGAGAGUCUGGAACAAAAGGAGACCGUGGUUUUGAUGGCCUUCCUGGUUUGCCCGGGGACAAAGGACACAGAGGUGACACAGGAGCUUUAGGGCCCCCAGGACUUCAAGGAGAGGACGGAGAGAGGGGAGAUGACGGAGACAUUGGACCCAGGGGUCUCCAAGGUGAACCAGGACCUCGUGGUUUGCUCGGACCUAAAGGUCCUCCUGGAAUCUCUGGACCUCCUGGUGUACGUGGAAAUGACGGGCCCCAUGGUCCCAAAGGAAACUUGGGUCCCCAAGGGGAGCCAGGACCUCCAGGUCAGCAGGGAACCCCAGGAACUCAGGGAAUGGCAGGACCUCAGGGAGCCCUUGGACCUCCAGGAGAGAAAGGACCCACAGGAAAACCAGGUCUGCCAGGAAUGCCUGGAGCUGACGGUCCUCCUGGUCACCCAGGAAAGGAAGGGCCUUCUGGUACCAAAGGAAACCAGGGUCCCAACGGUCCCCAGGGAGCUAUCGGCUAUCCUGGCCCUCGUGGUAUCAAGGGAACUCAAGGAAUCCGUGGACUGAAGGGCCACAAGGGAGAGAAGGGUGAAGAUGGUUUCCCUGGAAUUAAGGGAGAUUUCGGUGCCAAGGGAGAGAGGGGUGAGCUUGGAGUAUCAGGGCCCAGAGGAGAGGACGGUCCUGAAGGGCCAAAGGGUCGUGUCGGGCCCCCUGGCGAGCUCGGACCAAUUGGAUUAGUUGGAGAGAAGGGUAAACUUGGUGUACCUGGACUUCCUGGAUAUCCCGGAAGACAAGGACCCAAGGGAUCUCUUGGAUUCCCAGGAUUCCCCGGCUCAAACGGCGAGAAAGGAACAAGGGGUCUUGCUGGCAAAUCAGGGCCAAGAGGACAAAGAGGACCAACGGGCCCUAGAGGGCAGAGAGGACCAAGGGGCGCGACUGGGAAAGCAGGAGCAAAGGGAACGUCAGGAAGUGAUGGCCCUCCUGGUCCUUCUGGAGAAAGGGGAUUGCCUGGACCUCAGGGAGCCAAUGGUUUCCCUGGACCAAAGGGACCUCCUGGACCCCCAGGAAAGGACGGGCUGCCUGGACACCCUGGGCAGAGAGGAGAAGUUGGUUUCCAAGGUAAAAUGGGUCCACCUGGGCCUCCUGGAGUCGUUGGACCUCAGGGUCCAUCAGGAGAGACUGGCCCCCUGGGCGAGCGCGGACACCCUGGACCCCCAGGUCCACCUGGAGAGCAGGGACUUUCUGGUCCAUCAGGCAAAGAGGGCACCAAGGGAGACCCUGGACCCCCCGGAGGCCCCGGUAAAGAUGGUCCACCAGGACUGAGAGGCUUCCCUGGAGAGAGAGGACUGCCUGGAACCCCUGGAGGUGGUGGACUGAAGGGAAGUGAAGGACCUGCUGGACCUCCUGGACCUGCUGGGUCUCCUGGUGAGAGGGGACUAGCUGGCACUGCUGGACCUGUUGGACCCCCUGGCAGACCAGGUCCCCAGGGGCCUCCUGGAAACUCUGGAGAGAAGGGAGUUCCUGGUGAGAAAGGCCCUAUUGGCCCAGCCGGUCGUGAUGGCGUGCAGGGUCCCGUGGGUCUGCCUGGCCCUGCUGGAUCACCUGGAGUAUCUGGAGAGGACGGAGACAAGGGUGAGGUUGGAGAGCAUGGACAGAAGGGCGGCAAGGGUGCCAAAGGAGAGCAUGGUCCUCCUGGUCCACCCGGUCCAAUGGGUCCUGUCGGUCAGCCUGGUCCUGCUGGUGCUGAUGGCGAGCUUGGACCAAGAGGUCAGCAGGGGCCGUUUGGAUCUAAAGGUGACGAAGGAACCAGAGGAUUCCCAGGAGCACCAGGACCCAUCGGACUUCAGGGAUUGCCAGGACCACCAGGUGAGAAGGGAGAGACUGGAGAUGUUGGACCUCUGGGUCCUCCAGGCCCUCCAGGACCCCGUGGCCCUGCUGGACCCAACGGUGCUGACGGUCCUCAAGGUCCUCCUGGCGGUUUGGGUAAUCCUGGACCUCUUGGAGAGAAGGGAGAGCCUGGUGAGGGCGGACCACCUGGAAUUGGUGGAGAACCAGGAAAGAAGGGUCCUCGGGGAGAGCGUGGAGAAAAGGGAGAGUCCGGACAACCUGGAACUGCUGGACCUGCUGGAGGACGAGGACGACCUGGAGAUGACGGGCCCAAAGGAAACCCCGGUCCUGUUGGUUUCCCUGGAGAUCCUGGCCCCCCUGGAGAGCUUGGACCCAGAGGUCAAGAUGGCGCCAAGGGAGAGAGAGGAGAAGAUGGUGAACAAGGAGAAUCUGGCUCCCCUGGACCUUCUGGUGAGAACGGACCCCCCGGCCCCCUAGGAAAGAGGGGUCCUGCUGGAACAAGAGGACCAGAGGGACGUCACGGAGAGAAGGGAACUAAGGGAGACUCAGGUGCUAUCGGACCCCCAGGAAAAACUGGCCCCGUCGGCCCUCAGGGUCAACCAGGAAAACCAGGAACAGAAGGUCUCAGAGGACUCCCUGGAUCAGUGGGUGAGCAAGGAUCUCCAGGACUUGCUGGACAGAAAGGACCACCUGGACCUCUUGGACCUCCCGGUUUGCCUGGCCUGCGUGGAGACCCCGGUGGCAAGGGAGAGAAGGGACACCCAGGUCUUAUCGGUCUUAUUGGACCCCCAGGAGAGCAGGGAGAGAAGGGCGACAGAGGUCUUCCUGGGCCUCAGGGAACUUUGGGAUCUAAAGGAGAAAAUGGAAUGUCAGGAGCCACCGGACCCCUCGGUCCUUCUGGUCCUCCUGGUCUGCCUGGUCCUCAAGGUGUCAAAGGUGCCAAGGGUUCUUCUGGAGGAGCUGGUCCGAAGGGAGAAAAGGGUGUACAAGGACCUGCUGGAGCUCCUGGCCCACCAGGAGAGGUCAUUCAGCCCCUGCCCAUCCAGAGGAGUCCUAAGUCCAAGCGUUCCAUCGACGCCAGCCAGCUGCUCUCUGAAACCGACUCAGAUAUGCCUGCAUCUGACGCCACUGGCGCUGAGUUCCUGAUGGGCAGCGAAGGCAUGGAGGAGAUCUUCGGUUCUCUCAACUCACUGAGACAGGAGAUCGAGACCAUGCGUUUCCCUCUGGGUACCCAGGAUAGCCCUGCCCGCACUUGCCAAGACCUGCACCUCAGCCAGCCAGACCUCAAAGACGGAGAGUACUGGAUUGACCCUAACCAGGGCUGCUCCAGAGACUCCUUCAAGGUCUUCUGUAAUUUCACCAGCGGAGCAGAGACGUGCCUGUACCCGAGCACGGGCAUCAACACGGUGAGAAUGAGCUCCUGGGACAAUGAGACCCCAGGAUCCUGGUACAGUGAAUUCACCACUGGUAGCAAGUUCUCCUACGUGGACUCUGCCGGUGAACCUGUGGGCGUGGUCCAGCUGGGCUUCCUGCGUCUCCUGAGCGUCCAGGCCCGCCAGAACCUCACCUACCACUGCCAUCGCUCAGUGGCCUGGGUCGACCAGAAUGCCAAUAACAACUACAACAGGGCGCUGCACUUCCAGGGUGCCAACGACGAGAGGCUGAGCCACGAGACCAACCCUUACAUCAAAGCCUUGGUCGAUGGCUGCUCUUAUCGUAAGGGCUUUGACAGGACAGUCCUGGAGAUCAACACGCCACAGGUGGAGCAUCUCCCUCUGCUGGAUAUCAAGGUGUCAGACUUUGGGGAGAGCAACCAGCAGUUUGGCUUUGAAGUGGGACCUGUCUGUUUCCAAGGCUAAAAACACACACAUACACACAUCAUGCAAAGAACAACACGUGCAAAUACUCACGCACACACACAUGCACUUAGAGACACACUUAUAUAUGAAAAACAUACAUGCCCAGUAAUUUGUAAAUUAACUUGUAAAUGAUAUGAAAUACACACACAAACCCACAGACACACACACCUACACACGCAGAUGCUGUUGUGAGACACACACGCCCUCACACUCAAGUACGUGCCUGGGGAAAGUGACAUCCUCCCGACAAAUAAUGGACGUCAAAAAAAAGUAAAGAGGAGAGAAGAUUAAAAAACUCGCGGAGAGGAGACCAUCGUUUGGGCGCACGACCGCGAGAAAGGAAGAAAAAACCAGGAGAGAGUUCUUCGGAAUAAAACAGUGUUUCUUUACCAGCAGCGAAAGGGGCCGGCCUGAGAAAGAGGGCAAGCUGGUAUCUUGAGGCCUGAAGCCCCCCGUCUCCAAUCCCCCUCUCACUCUUCUCUCUUCCCCGCUGUCUCUCUUUUUUUCCACUCAUCUCACCUGCUCUACCUCCCCCCUCCUCUUCCCGAAAAAAGGGUCACUCUUGGACAUUAUUUACAUUUCUUUGAUUUCACGUUCACACUGCGAGCAACGCGUUUGACAGUCACUCUAUCAAUAGGUGCAAGAAGCUCCUAUGUAGCUGUCUGCAUCUACAGUGUUUUGAGCAUAAAAUUGUUGUUUUGGUUCACUGCUUUGAGUCAUUCGUAUAAAAGGUUGCUCAGGAUUUCAAGUUUUGAAUCAACUUUUCAUCACUUGCCAGAAGCUUUUUCACUCAUGAACCACAUUUGAAUCCAAUGAAGAGAGUAGACACCAAACUCUGUCAGGAAAAUCACAGCCAAAAAUUCAGCAGCGGCUCAGAUAAUCUUUCUUCGUGGGGUCUAACUCAUCAGGUUGUCUAAUUGUGAAAUCCAGUGAUUUGUCAAUCAUGUUGCUCACAAUGAAAACACAAUGAUCUCCCUUGCUUUUAUCUUACUUAAGAACCAAAGAAUUAAAGCCAACAGUUUCUACCCCGAAAAAAGGAGGGAAUUAACCAAAUGAUACCAGCUGGCUGUUUCUUGUGUACUUUAAGCUGCCACUUAGUGAAUUUUCAUCUAUUAUAAUUUUCUUUUAAUGACCAGCUCGCAGUUGUAAUACAGAAAUGUGAUUCAGGCCAGUAUAAUGCGAUCUUUCCGCCCUGAGAGCAGCAGAAACUUUAUUUGGAUUGUUCACCUCUAAUAAAGCCUACCGCAUGCAGUGAAGCAAGACAGAAGAUCAGUGAAUUUUAAAGCCAUUAUUUUGUAAACUGUGCUGAACUUGACACUAUUGUAAUUGCAUGUUACUGGUGCUUUAAAGAAAAAGCUGAUUCUUCUUCAGAUCAAGGAUCAGGCUACCAGGGUCGCUACCACACACCAGUCCAGUAUUUGCUGAGUCACUUUCUGGGUCCUUUGAUUUUUGUUUUCCAUCCAUAGUACAUUAUCAGAUUCAACAUCAAAGCUCAGAACAUCGUCAGGGUUUAAAUAUGUAUAUGAGAUGAAAAGGUCCCGCUUCCUUUCUCUUAAACAGCAGUGAAUAAAAUGCAUGCCUUACUGAAAGAAACUGUGUGGCAAGGUGCUACUUAUACCAAAGCAUAAAAGUCUUAAUAUUCACUUUGAGUCCUUCAUUUUCUUUAGUCUCUUUCCAUGAAGCUUUUUACUGGGGAAAAUGUGCAUUACAUUACAUUUGUACAGAAAUAGUGAUAUUCUAUUGUAUUUAUUUAAAAACCAACAGGGUGCUUUGAAAUUAAAAAAUACACGGACCACCAAAUAUUCCAGUCAAAUGUGGUAUAUUUCAUUGUAUUUAUUUCCUGUAGUGACUCACAUGUUAAACUCACAGCCAGCCUGAGUUAUGGUGCUUCUGUUCACGCCCUGUCCAAACUCCUUUUGUAGAACCAAAGAAUCUGUGGCCAUAUUUUAUUGUAAUAUCCCUUUAUAGUGUUUUCAACAACUGUACUGUGCUGUUAAAUUUUGCUUCCUCUGUAAUGAUUAAAUGGUGACUCUCCAGUUCUGUCACA
Eleginops maclovinus (Patagonian blennie) is the source of this 9149-nucleotide messenger RNA. RefSeq names its product collagen, type XI, alpha 2 (gene col11a2). Gene Ontology annotation, molecular function: extracellular matrix structural constituent conferring tensile strength. Gene Ontology annotation, biological process: cartilage development; collagen fibril organization; sensory perception of sound. The record is from RefSeq and is a predicted model, not a curated record. Gene Ontology annotation, cellular component: collagen trimer. NCBI's taxonomy places the organism in Eukaryota, Metazoa, Chordata, Actinopteri, Perciformes, Eleginopidae.